Molecule: messenger RNA, 1090 nt
Organism: Boeremia exigua
Lineage: Eukaryota; Fungi; Ascomycota; Dothideomycetes; Pleosporales; Didymellaceae
Product: acyl-CoA N-acyltransferase
Exons: 1
Coding region: 362-868 (168 amino acids)
Molecular function (GO): acyltransferase activity, transferring groups other than amino-acyl groups
Source: RefSeq, a predicted model, not a curated record
CAGGCAGUUUGUGACACACAAGUCAUGUGCAGGUUCGUAGCGGGACUGCACAAAAGAGGCAGAGUAGCGACGACAACAUCAACAAAGGCAUUUAGAAGGACAAGAUGGAUGGUAUCUUACAGCAUCCCUUAUAUCGCACUAUGCUCUGGCUGCGGAAUUCGAAAUAUUCUGUCGAUGUCAAUCUGGUUAUGCGGCAAUGUCCUGUGUCAAGCGCGGCUCGUGGAGUAUUCCGAGUACAUGCGAUGAUUCCGCGUGCAGUCCGAGGCUGCUGACACUGUAUCGUGAGCAUUGAGGUCGUACAACACCACAUCAAUCACCAACGGUCCUAAAAACAUUUCACAUUAUCAAGCAGGCUCUCAGAAUGGUGCCAAGCAACGAAUAUACCGUGAUCGAAGGGCUGCCGACGCCUCAAGUAUAUCACGACCUGCGGAAACUGGCCGGCAUGACACCUCCGCCCCUGGAAGCUGUACCAAAAGCGCUGGAGAAUUCCUUCGUUUGCAUCCUGGCAUAUGAGACCAAGGACUUGCUAGACGAAUCAACACCCAGUCCCAGUCAGGUUCCUGUCGCCAUGGGUCGCUUGGUGGGAGACAAGUCGCUCUUCCUCAUACUUUGCGAUGUUGCGGUGCAUCCAGACCACCAACGGCGCGGACUGGGGAAACGCAUCAUGCAAGCACUGGUCGACUAUGUAGAUGCGCAUGCCCCUCAAGCAUACGUGAGCUUGGUGGCAGAGCCAGCAGCGCAGAAGCUGUACCCUCAGUACGGAUUCAAGGGCGUGGACCCCAGCAUUGGAAUGUACAGGAUGCGGAGAGAACGAAAGAUUGAGGGAGAAGCCGUCAACGGAGGAUCACUAUCCAACGGGGUAGUCUGAAGCUACUGUGUGCGUGUCUUUGCAACGCUGUCAAAGCGAGGUUGUCUGUUGUGUAGAGAUCCUAUCUGCGAAGGUGUCGACAAGCGGGGAAGCUUGGGCAGGGAAAACGCGGGGGCACGUUUGACAGCUGGGCAGGUGCGGAGCUUUGAGCCACAAUCACGUAUGCAUCAACAAACUCAGGAUUUGCGCAAUUCAAUCUCAUUGACACAGAUUACGAGUGCU